Molecule: messenger RNA, 1301 nt
Organism: Salvelinus sp. IW2-2015
Lineage: Eukaryota; Metazoa; Chordata; Actinopteri; Salmoniformes; Salmonidae
Product: GRAM domain-containing protein 2A
Biological process (GO): regulation of store-operated calcium entry
Cellular component (GO): extrinsic component of cytoplasmic side of plasma membrane; endoplasmic reticulum membrane; organelle membrane contact site
Molecular function (GO): phosphatidylinositol-4,5-bisphosphate binding
Source: RefSeq, a predicted model, not a curated record
GUUGAUUGACGACCUAUCAUAUGAAGAUGUGAAGAAAUGCUACAGGGGUUCGACUGUCAGCAAGUACAACUCGCAGUACCACAAACUCUUCCAGUGCGUUCCGAAGGACGAGAUCCUAAUGAAAGUAUACUCCUGCGCUCUGCUCCGAGACAUCCUGCUGCAAGGCCGUCUUUAUAUCUCCAGAAACUGGCUGUGUUUCUAUGCCAACCUCUUUGGCAAGGACAUCAAGGUUGCUAUCCCCGUGGUCUCUGUGAGGCUGGUAAAGAAGCACAAAACGGCAGGUCUGGUGCCCAACGGCCUAGCCAUCACCACAGAUAGCAGUCAGAAGUAUGUCUUUGUGUCUCUGCUGUCCAGGGACAGUGUGUAUGACGUGCUCCGGAGGAUCUGCACACACCUUCAGGUCAAUGGGAAGAGUCUGAGCUUGAAACACUACAUGGAGGUUCCCCAUACCUUAUCUUUGGAUGAGUUCCCGGUGGUGGAUGAGUUCCCGGGGGUGGAUGAGUAUCCUCCGGUGCUGAAGUGGAGGAGAAAACCCUCGGUGGUGUCCGUGUCCUCGUCCCUCCCUGACCUCCUGGGUAGCUCCACCGGUAGCCUGACUGCGGUGGACUCUCCUUCCAGACAGACCAGCCUCUGGAAGGUGAGAAGGGAGGACAACUAGCCUGGACCAACAUUGGUUUAUGCUGUAUUAUAGCCAACACUUGUUUGGCAUGAGAAUGACCGUAGGGGUUUGGGCAAGACGACACAGCAGAUCUGGGACCAGGCUAGAGACAACCUGUUUUUCGUGUAUUUAAUUUCACAAAGGACAGAUACAAUGGCGAACACAGCAUUUCUCAUAAUAGCAUAAUAUCAUAACAGCCAUGUCUUUGAGGCUAUGCCACAUGAGGUGAGUGCUGCGUUUUUUCUGGUGCAUUAAGAGAUUGGAGGUGUUCAGCUUGUCGACUCCUGGCCGGAGUUAACCAUUGAUGUUAGCCGACGGGGGCUUUGCCAUCACAUGUUUGCAGAAUGUUCAAUCCCUGAUUAUGUGUAGGAGGGGAACUGGGAAGGGAGAGUUGUGUUUGGAUGGGCACAACCCUCUUAUGCAUAACGGAUUAAGCACCAAAUUGAGAUUUUAGCAUGUAGAGACUUGCUCUGCCCUACUACUGUGUCCUGCUACUGUGUCCUGCUACUGUGCCCUGCUACUGUGUCAGACUACUGUACCCUAUACUCGUACCCUACAACUGUGCCGUACUGUACUGAACCCUACUACUUACUGUACCUUACAAACUGUUCCCUACUACUGUGCCCUACUACUGUACCCUACU